AAGCUGAUUAAAAAAAAAACUCAUUUUCACUUCCCUCUCCACUGGAAAUAAAACAAUCUCCCUCCCAGCCUUUUUCUCACAAGCCAUCAAAAUGAACCCGGUCAUUUUCCUCUGUGUUCUCUCGAUGCUACCACAACUUGGGGCUGAGGCCCCGUUCAGAGCUGUCGUGGAGAUGGUGUCAGGGGAUUCAAGGAUCUUCUCCGGAGAGAGUGUCCAGCUGAAAUGCAGUGUUCUUGAUGUCCGAUCCUCCUGGAGCCACCUGUGGUUCAGAGGAUCUGAGCAGCUCCCACAGCGUGGCCAACACCUUGUGUUGUGGAAAAUGAAGGUUCAAGAGAGUGGGAAAUAUUACUGCAAGGGAGUGAGGGACUCACAAGUGGGAGACAUAAUGACCCUCCAAAGUCUGCCAUUGGAGAUCAAUGUGGAUGGAGGGUGGGUUAUCCUACAAGUCCCACCAGAGCCCAGCCUCGUCAGUGACACUUUAAAGGUAAUGUGUCGCGCACGAGGCAAACCCCCACUGCAUGAAGUGAUUUUGUACAAAGAUGCUGUUGAAGUAAUGAGACAAAAUGGCCUCAACCCAUAUUUCUACCUGACCAACUUGACCCACGAGGAACAAGGAGUGUAUUCUUGUAGGGCUUCCUGGGACAUAGACAGACGCACGCACUCUGUUAUCUCAGCUGAUGCUUCAGUGCAGAUCUUAGAUGUUCUGUCACUGCCAGUUUUGGAGAUUGUUGCAGACAGUGACCGGAUUCCAGCUAACAAAAUGAAGCUUAUCUGCCACCUCCAAUACAACGCUCAUGCUCCUGCACCUCCAAUAAACUAUUAUUUCUACAAGAACAACAACCGACUGGGUACAGCAACCUCUGAGAACCAUGAUCUGGUUAGACGGACUCCUGGCCAGUACAGCUGCAGGGCCAAGGUGCCUGUGCUGGGCAUCUCCAGGUGGAGUGAACUUAAAAGCUUUGAACAAGCGAAAGGACCAGGCAUUAUGCUGCAUCCAGAUCUUCGUCCCAGAAACUCAAGGCCCUUUGCUCCCUCAAUCUCCUCCCCACAAACCUCCCGGCCUCCAGCAGCUGGGCCAACAGAAGCCCAGGCCUCCCUUCACCAAUCCACUCAAACUCCUACUUUUACUGAGCCUACUGAAGUGAGCAGUAUCCAAACCUCAAGUCCAGCGCCGAAGCCUUCACAGCCAGCACCAAGCACUCUGCAAUCUACAGUCCAGUCUCUCAGCCAAACUCCUGCUCUUGUCGAUAUAUUUGAGGAAUUGUCUGAUGAUACGUCUGCAGAAUCAGAUGUACCGUGGUCUAGUGGUGGUUCUGCAGAAUCUCGUGGUGGUUCUGCAGAAUCUGAUGAUAUUCCAUAGUAGAUUUCGUAAUAAAAACUGUUGUCAUGUUGGUAUAAGCAAAUAAAGCAUUCCAUAAAUCAUACAGUAUGUACUACUGGAUUUUAUUAUCAAUAAACUCUUUUUACAA
Gymnodraco acuticeps is the source of this 1469-nucleotide messenger RNA. RefSeq names its product Fc receptor-like A. The coding region runs from base 92 to 1360 and encodes 422 amino acids. The record is from RefSeq and is a predicted model, not a curated record. The transcript is spliced from 6 exons. Lineage: Eukaryota; Metazoa; Chordata; Actinopteri; Perciformes; Bathydraconidae. Gene Ontology annotation, biological process: cell surface receptor signaling pathway. Gene Ontology annotation, molecular function: transmembrane signaling receptor activity.